AAUGACCACCUCACCGGGACCAGCUUAUCUUAUUGCAAUAAUCGAUAAAAAUCCGUACUUUUUGAUUCGUUAUAGUUUUGGUAUAGGCAGCUAACUGUUUAUGUAGCACUAGAACCCCAUUACUACUGUUCAGCUUAAUUGCCUCUCAUUUUAAAGCUGUUUGUUGUUAGUCAUCAAUCUCAGAAUGUGUUGAGAGAACUAGUGUAGUGAGAAAUCAGAGAAUAAAGAACGAACAAGAGAGAAGGCAGGAAGUUGAAGUACAUGAUGAUGAUGAACUCCAACAAAAGUGAGUCUCGAGAAAGCACAGAAUUAGAAGAAGCAGGAGGAAGAUAUCAUGAUGAAGGCAACAGCUUGAAAAGUAAUAAUGAGAUUGAGCUGACCAGAAUUCGACUUAUGAGAUCCUUUGUGGAAACCCAGGAUCCCUCCUCCAAGGUAGUAGAUGAUCUGAUGAUUAGAAGAUUCCUUCGUGCUCGUGAUUUGAAUGUGGAGAAGGCUUCUGCCUUAUUCCUCAAGUACUUGAAAUGGAGGCAAACCUUUGUUCCAAAUGGUUCAAUUUCUGCAUCAGAGCUUCCACAUGAAAUUGCACAAAACAAGAUGUUUAUUCAAGGAUUUGACAAGACAGGAAGACCCAUAGCAGUGGUCUUUGGUGCUAGACAUUUUCAAAUCGAAGGGGGAAGAGAAGAAUUCAAGCGUUAUGUAGUCUAUGGUCUCGACAAAUUGUGUUCAAGGAUGCCCCCAGGACAAGAGAAAUUUGUUUUCAUUGCCGAUCUUGAAGGAUGGGGAUAUUCAAAUAGUGACAUCCGUGCAUACCUUGGAGCUCUAUCGAUUUUGCAGGAUUUCUACCCAGAAAGAUUAGGGAAGGUUUUUAUCAUCCAUGCGCCUUACAUAUUCAUGACAGUAUGGAAAAUUGUAUACCCCUUUAUCGACAAAAAUACCAAGAAGAAGAUAUUAUUUGUAGAGAACAAAAGUUUAAAAUCAACUCUGCUCGAAGAGAUUGAUGAGAGCCAGCUCCCAGAGAUAUACGGAGGCCGACUGCCAUUAGUACCAACCCAGGACAGCUAAUUAAACAACUGAGCUGGGAGAAAAACAGAAGAAACAUAAAAUGGAUAAAUUGCUCUUCUUUCUUAGCAUAUCUUUGGUCCAGUGCAUUAUUGAUGUACCUUUUCACUUAUGUCUAUUUGUAUGAGGAUAUAUAAGACUGUGCAUGGGUCAAGUUGGAGGAUUUUUUCAACUUGUUGGGUUGAGAAAUUCCCAACCCACAUAGGUCCGGUUAGGCUGGUGAUUUGUGCAUUUGUGCUUACAUGUUUCAUUUCUUUAAAAAAAUUGGACUUCCAUAACCUUCGAUGUCAGCAGCAGAAUGGAAACAUAGAGAAUUCCAGCUGAAGCUGAAGGUGAAGGUGAGGGUGAUUGGACAAGAAGUGAGCCUCUUUGCUCUCUGCAUCAUCACAAUCGCCAUCAUUCAUUCCUUUUACAUUACAAAACAAUCUUCUCAUUACUGAGAAGUGAGAAGAGAUCCUCAUUACUCACUACUUCUUUCUAGUACUGGGCUCGACAUUUACUUCUCGGCCCAUAUGUCUCCUUCUUCUCCACCUGCGUUGGCCAAUAUCCCAAAUGUUAUAACUUAUACACACUUUUUCCUUUUGAGAAAUGAGAUAGCGACAACAUUUUUACAAUAAA
Molecule: messenger RNA, 1677 nt
Organism: Quercus lobata
Lineage: Eukaryota; Viridiplantae; Streptophyta; Magnoliopsida; Fagales; Fagaceae
Product: phosphatidylinositol transfer protein 3-like
Exons: 7
Coding region: 262-1062 (266 amino acids)
Source: RefSeq, a predicted model, not a curated record